Messenger RNA from Gadus morhua (Atlantic cod), 7315 nucleotides. RefSeq names its product low density lipoprotein receptor-related protein 6 (gene lrp6). Gene Ontology annotation, molecular function: Wnt-protein binding; Wnt receptor activity. Lineage: Eukaryota; Metazoa; Chordata; Actinopteri; Gadiformes; Gadidae. The record is from RefSeq and is a predicted model, not a curated record. Gene Ontology annotation, biological process: nervous system development; canonical Wnt signaling pathway.
CUCGCCUUUGAGAGCGCAGUGAGAUCCACUACAACAAUGGAUCACGUCUGAGCGUUCAGGCGAUAGAGGUUGGAGCGAAAAAAAAAAAAAAGUAUAGGGGGAGGGUUGGCAUUUUUUCCUCCCAGCGGAAGGAGACGUAUCGCUCCUGCAGGACAAUGUGUAAGAACCGGAGCCGUAGCAGCGCCACCAACCCACCCCGACCCGAGGCCAACAUGGACGAGACCUUCAUUUAACGCACGUUAUAUCGUAUCCAAAGCGUUUUUUUUGUACUGAGGUUGAGGCUGGGGUUUUGGGGGAAGGAUAAGGAUUGUGCGAGAAGGGAAAAAAAGGGGGAAGGCAGCGAUGAGAAUCCUGCGUUGAGGAAAGAAAGCGAGGCGGCGGGGCCGAGAAGAAGGGAGAAAGAUGGGUGCCUUGCUACGGACCACUCUGUUGUUGUGUAGUUUCUGUUUGUUGAUACAAGGCGUGCCCCUCUUGCUGUACGCCAACCGGCGAGACCUCCGGCUCGUGGACGCGGCCCACGGGAAGGCCAACGCCACGGUGGUGGUGGGCGGGCUGGAGGACGCGGCGGCGGUGGACUACGUCUACGCCCGGGGUCUCAUCUACUGGAGCGACGUGAGCGAGGAGGCCAUCAAGUGCACCGCCUUCAACCGGUCAGGGGACGGCAGCGCCCAGACGGUGGUGGUGUCCGGGCUGGCGUCGCCCGACGGCCUGGCCUGCGACUGGCUGGGCGGGAAGCUCUACUGGACGGACUCGGAGACGAACCGCAUCGAGGUGGCCGAGCUCGAUGGAUCUUUACGGAAAGUUUUGUUUUGGCAAGAGCUGGACCAGCCGAGGGCGAUAGCCCUGGACCCAGAGAGGGGACGAUCAGCCGUGCGUUCAUGAACGGCAGUGCCCUGGAGCACGUGGUGGAGUUCGGGCUGGACUACCCCGAGGGCAUGGCCGUAGACUGGCUGGGCAAGAACCUGUACUGGGCGGACACGGGCACCAACCGCAUCGAGGUGGCCAAGCUGGACGGCCAGCACCGGCAGGUGCUGGUGUGGAAGGACCUGGACAGCCCCCGGGCACUCGCCCUGGACCCGGCAGAAGGGUUCAUGUACUGGACGGAGUGGGGGGGCAAGCCCAAGAUCGACCGCGCAGCGAUGGACGGCACGGGGCGUCUCACGCUGGUGCCCGACGUGGGCCGGGCCAACGGGCUGACCAUCGACUACGCCGAGCGCCGUCUCUACUGGACGGACCUGGACACCACGCUCAUCGAGUCCUCCAACAUGCUCGGCAAGGAGCGGGAGGUGAUCGCCGACGACCUGCCGCACCCCUUCGGCCUCACCCAGUACCAGGACUACAUCUACUGGACGGACUGGAGCCAGCGCAGCAUCGAGCGCGCCAACAAGACCAGCGGCCGCAACCGCACGGUGAUCCAGGGCCACCUGGACUACGUCAUGGACAUCCUGGUGUUCCACUCCUCGCGCCAGGGCGGCUGGAACGCCUGCGCCGCCACCAACGGACACUGCUCCCACCUGUGCCUGGCCGUGCCCGUGGGCGGGUACGUGUGCGGCUGCCCCGCCCACUACUCGCUGAACCUCGACAACAAGACCUGCAGCGCCCCCACCUCCUUUCUGCUGUUCAGCCAGAAGACGGCCAUCAACCGCAUGGUGAUGGACGAGCAGCAGAGCCCCGACAUCAUCCUGCCCAUCCACAGCCUCCGCAACGUGCGCGCCAUCGACUACGACCCGCUGGACAAGCAGCUGUACUGGAUCGACUCCAAGCAGAACGCCAUCCGCCGCGCCCAGGACGACGGCAACCAGAGCAUGACGGUGGUCUCCAGCCAGGUGGGGGGGCUCAACAUGGGCCUGCAGCCGUACGACCUCAGCAUCGACAUCUACAGCCGCUUCAUCUACUGGACCAGCGAGGUCACCAACGUCAUCAACGUGACGCGCACGGACGGGCGCCGGGUGGGCGUGGUGCUGCGCGGCGAGCACGACAAGCCGCGCGCCAUCGUGGUCAACCCCGAGAGAGGGUACAUGUACUUCACCAACCUGCUGGAGAGCUCCCCGAAGAUCGAGCGCGCGGCGCUGGACGGGACGGAGCGAGAGGUGCUGUUCUUCAGUGGCCUGGGGAAGCCCAUGGCGCUCGCCAUCGACAACGAGCUGGCCAAGCUGUUCUGGGUCGACUCGGAGCUGAAGAGGAUCGAGAGCAGCGACCUCUCUGGCGCCAACCGCGUGGUGAUCGAGGACUCCAACAUCCUGCAGCCGGUGGGGCUGACGGUGUACGGCCCCCACCUCUACUGGAUCGACCGGCAGCAGCAGAUGAUCGAACGCAUCGACAAGACGACGCGCGAGGGCCGCACCAAGAUCCAGGCCCGCAUCGCCACGCUGUCCGACAUCCACGCCGUGCACGAGCUGGACAUGGCCGAGUACAGUAAGCACCCGUGCACCUGGGAGAACGGAGGCUGCUCCCACAUCUGCAUCGUGAAGGGUGACGGCAGCACGCGCUGCUCCUGCCCCGUGCACCUGGUGCUGCUCCAGGACGAGCUCUCCUGCGGCGAGCCUCCCACCUGCUCCCCGGAGCAGUUCUCGUGUGCAUCGGGCGAGGUGGACUGCAUCCCCAACGCGUGGCGCUGCGACGGCUUCCCCGAGUGCGACGACCGCAGCGACGAGGACGACUGCCCCGUGUGCUCGGAGGCGGAGUUCCAGUGCGACAGCCGCCAGUGCGUGGGGCUCAGCCUGCGCUGCAACGGGGAGUUCAACUGCCAGGACCACUCGGACGAGAACAAAUGCGAAGUCCGCUGCCCGCCCGACCAGUUCAGCUGCACCAACGGCCAGUGCAUCGGCAAGCACAAGAAAUGCGACCACAACAUGGACUGCACGGACAACUCUGAUGAGAUCGGUUGCUACCCAACAGACGAGCCGUCCCAGCAGCCCUCCAACACCAUCAGCACCAUCGUGGGCGUGGUGCUGGCUCUGUUCGUGGUGGGCGCCGUGUACUUCGGCUGCCAGCGCGUGCUCUGCCCGGCGACCAAGGACGACGGCGAGACGGUCACCAACGACUUCGUGGUGCACGGGCCCUCCGUGCCCCUGGGAUACGUGCCCCACCCCAGCUCGCUGACGGGCUCGCUGCCCGGCAUGUCCAGGGGCAAGUCUGUGAUUGGCUCUCUCAGCAUCAUGGGCGGGAGCAACGGGCCACCGUACGACCGCGCCCACGUGACGGGGGCGUCGUCCAGCAGCUCCUCAAGCACCAAGGGCACAUACUUCCCGCCGAUCCUGAACCCGCCCCCCUCCCCGGCCACCGUGCGCUCGCAGUACACCAUCGAGUUCGGCUACUCCUCCAACAGCCCGUCCACGCAUCGCUCCUACAGCUACCGGCCCUACACCUACCGCCACUUUGCCCCCCCCACCACCCCCUGCAGCACGGACGUGUGCGACAGCGACUGCACGCCGGGCCGCCGGCCGCCGCCCAAGUCGGGCGCGGCGGGGGGCGGGGGUGCGGGCGCCAAGGGCUACGUCAGCGACCUCAACUACGACUCGGAGCCCUUCCCGCCGCCGCCGACGCCGCGCAGCCAGUACCUGUCGGCCGAGGAGAACAACUGCGAGAGCUGCCCCCCCUCCCCCUUCACGGAGCGCAGCUACUCGCACCACCUCUACCCCCCCCCCGCCCUCCCCCUGCACGGACUCCUCCUGAGAAGCCACGCCCCCCCCCCUCUGCUCCUCCUCCUCUCUCUCUCCUCCCCCCCCCCCCCUCGCUCUCUCUCUCGCUCCACCCCAACACGAGCGCGCCUCUCUCGCCCCUCACAGAAGCUCCUCCCAUCUGACUGUAAAUACCAAUUUGUGUAUAGAAUGAUUUUUUUUUUUUUUUACUUCGAGGAGAUGGGAGCUAUGGCGUGAAGGAGAGGAGGAGGAUGAGGAGGAGGAGUGUGAUUGGUGGAUGAGGGGGUGGAGGUGGAGUGGGGAGGGGUGCGUCCCUGAACUUGUACAUUACAAUAAGGAAAUGACGUCACAGUCGCACUCGGCGACAUGGAGAAAAAGAGGAAAUGGGGGGGCUCGCGGAGAAACCGCAACGGGACAUUUGUACAUUGAAAAGAGAAAAAAAGCAUAUUUAUAUAUUUUCUAUACAGUGUUUUACUGAUGAUUAUGCCAUUGAGGUUUGUAUUAAUUUGUAAAUUUUUUAAGAAAAAGGUUUUAUUAUAAAAUCGUCACAAAUAUAAAGUUGCCUUAAACCAGGAGAAAAUACGUUUUACCUUCCUACAAGGCUGAAGGACAUGUAAAAGCACAUGAAAAUGGACAUAGACGCGAACAAUCGGAUACCAAAUGCCAAAAAAAAAUCCCACCACACUACACAGCUAACGGUAAAACACAACGGCAGGGCUCCCCCUGGUGGAGGCUGCCGGGUGCUGCAGUACUCUGCUCGUCAAUAUGGCAGCCAUUUUGUCAGUACAGGAGCAUUAUUUCAAUGCUUAGCCCAUACUAUGGGUUAGGAACAACUUGUCAAGCCCCUUGUUAUCAGUGGCAAAGAAUGUGGUACUGGUACUUAUUUGUAUCUUCAUUUUAAACAACUUUUUCCGAUUUAGAAAAAUGGAUUUGUAGGAACUUGUCUGUAUUUUUUCUUUUUCUAUUUUGGAAUUGUAGAGUUGAGCCUAUUCUUUUUGUUUCUGGAUCGAGUUCACAUCCAGAGCAGUCACACUACGGCACAUAUUUAUUUGCUUAUUUCAUCACUACGCGUUGGAUGUCAUGGCCGAGGGACGAUUAUAAACACGUGUACGAUGUAUUCUAAGUCCAAAGUCAAGAGGUGGUACAGGCUAUUUAUGCCACGUUCCGUAUCCAUAGCAACGCUGCCUGGCUCACAUCUUCAAUGCCCAGUUUUUUUUUACGCACAGGUGGAAACGCUCAAACCAAAACGUAGCCUUUCAUGUUCUUCAUAUUUGGUUUGGAGUUUUUAUAUAUUAUAUUUUUUAACACUACAAUGCCUGACCGCAGCUGUAGACGACCCCUGGCCCAUAGGUCAAGGUUCAUAGACCCUGGGACAGGUUAGGGGUGCGUUCAACAACCUCACUACAUCUAAACUCAUCACCUGUUGGCUUUUUUUUGUUUUAUUUUUUUUACGGACCAGUUCUCGUGCCUGUGCAGCAUCUCGACCCCAUAUCGAUGGUUUUCAUGGUUUUUAUCUUCAAGGAAAAAAAAAUCCAGUGCCCACUAAAUGCUAUAGUAUUUUUGUACCACAUAUUGUGUAGAUAACAUAUUUAUAAGCUAUAUAGAGAAUCAUUGUAAAUCUAUCCAUUGAGUUCUUGCAGUACUUUCUUUCAUUCCGUCUUUUUUUUGUUUUUGUUUUCAUUUUCUUUUCUUUUUUUAUAUGCCUCAUUAUAUUUUUCUACAAAAAAAAAAUGAAUCACUACAAAAGUACGGCGACAAUCUCAAAACAGGUCCGGUGUGUGGGGAAAAAAAACACAAAAGCAUAUCCCAAGUGAACCUGUUUUUAUUAUUCAGUUCUGUUUCUAUUCUCUGCUUGUUUGCUCGUUUCUAUAAAACACAACCUGAGCCCUCUCUGGUCACCGACGGGACGAGUGUCGCGCCGAAUCGCUUCCUUCUUUUACGUGAGGAGGGACCGGGUCAGCGCUCCUUCUCUCGGCCAAUGAGAGCAGGGGGCCCGAACUUGUGGCCUUGUUGUUCAUUUUAGGAAGAAACGAGAAAAAGGGGCCAAAGGGAGGGAAAGGGCCCCUCCGAAUCACCUGUGCUGACGUUUGCCGUUUUCGCCUUGCCUUUUCUUUGCUCGUGUCAACAAACAAAACAAAUCAAAAAUAACCGCUAUGUCCCGUUUUCUGUUUUAUCGUGCCGCUUUGCGACGACAACUUCUGUCGUCAACGACAACGAAAAAUAAAUGAAAUAUAUGUGUUUAUAUGUAUUUCUUUGCUUUUUGUUAACAAAGCGAUUGCGUUGUCAAAGGUGUUUCGUCGCGUGAGGAUUGUUGCAUUGUUCCUCUGAAGUUUUUAAUCGUUACGUUUUUUCGGGGAGUUUCGGAAUGGGUUCGCGGUUCUCCAGGGUACAAGACUCGAAGUCGGUGUAGCAUUGGCAUCGCACAAACGUCGCCACUAACGGGAAACGCAACAAAAUACACCAGCAUCGUUUUGACAAUCUUAAAGGGUUAUAUGUUGAUGGAUAAGGUUUUUGUAUACACACCGCUAUAUACUUACUGAUGUUUGGAACGCUCUAUAUCAUCGAUUUUUACCUACAAAUGUAUCUUUUGAAAGACAGUACUGUUUUUGAAUCGUAAAAGACAAGUUUCAUCUCUUUGUUUUGUUUUUUGUUAUUUUCCUCAAAAUAUCAAACUUUGUGCGCGUACUGCGUAGGUGAACAGUAAUGCGCUCAGGGCCAACGGCAAAGCUACAAUCGUGACAGCGGUGGAUUUGUGCGGACGUCCCAGUCCGUACAGCAGACACCCUUGUCAACAGUGCAUUACAAGCCAACGAAGUCUUUACAAUCAGUCGCCUCAUAUCUCUGUACGCGUCUCAAGGCUGUGUCUGAAUGACCUUUGACCUGUGCCUCCCAAGCACGUCAUUACAACCUUAUCUGGAGACGUUCUCAACCUCUAACUGCACUUUACACAGUACUUUAGCUGAUUUGUUGUUUAUUUCCGGUACAAUACACAACACACUACCACGUGUGGGGAAUACUACAUGUGUUCCGAUGAUGCAGAAGCAGUCUUUUUGGAAUCGUAAUGUGUGGGGUUUGGAGAAAGGGAAGGCUUGUGUUUAGAAUACAAAGGCAUAAUGUGGUUAUUAAAAGAUUGGAUUUGUCAAAAGCAAGAGCAAAAGCUAAAAUGGAAAGCAGAAAGCUGAAGGUAAACAAGCUAUUUUUCCCGCCUCACGGUUGAACUUGUUCUAACGCGGCCAAUUCCUGGGUUCGGAAAACGUUUUACACAUACAAUCGGAACGUUUCAAAAAGGUCAAGAAAAGAGAAACAAAAUGUAUGGAAUGGCCUUGGUCGGUAGGUGACCACAUUUGGGAUGGGUAAAAAAAGCACUUUUUCUCUUUGUAUGGAGUGAUGAUUACAUUUGGCGACAGAAAAUUUCUGAAAUAUUGCCAUCCAUCCAUUUUGUAACCAUGGUAGUCUGCAAGGAUGUUUUACAAGGUGACCAACAUUUGGUUCUUCAAAUUCAUCCUAUAUUACCCCCACUUGGUUUUUGUCUGUUUUAUUUUUCUACAAUUGACUGCUUGCCAUAUAGAGAAUGGACCUGUACAGCCUGUUCAGAUAUCACCAUAAGCUGUUGUAACAAAUGAAAUGCUGACUUUUUUUUUUUUUUUUUCUAAAUACAAGUGAGUGAACCUCGA